Messenger RNA from Parastagonospora nodorum SN15, 2601 nucleotides. RefSeq lists its product as hypothetical. The transcript is spliced from 4 exons. NCBI's taxonomy places the organism in Eukaryota, Fungi, Ascomycota, Dothideomycetes, Pleosporales, Phaeosphaeriaceae. The record is from RefSeq and is a predicted model, not a curated record. The coding region runs from base 1 to 2601 and encodes 866 amino acids.
AUGCAAAUCCUCUCGAGCGAGGUGAAACAGAAAGGGCAUGUUAUCGGGGGAAUUUCCGCGGCCUUAGAGCAUGUCCGGGAACAGCACACCGAUUGCGACACCAAAAUCAAGCAGCUCGAGGGCGAACUCUCCCAGUGGAAGAAAGACCACACACACUGCUCUACCCAGGGCGCAACGAUUGCCGAUCUCGAGGGCGAACUCUCCCAGUGGAAGAAAGACCACACACACUGCUCUACUCAGAGCACAACGAUUGCCCGUCUCGAGGACGAAUACCAGCGCGUCCGGGAACAGCACCGCAACUGCUCUACCCAGGGCGCAACGAUUGCCCGUCUCGAGGGCGAAUACCAGCGCUUCCGGGAACAGCACCGCAACUGCUCUACUCAGAGCACAACGAUUGCCCGUCUCGAGGGCGAAUACCAGCGCUUCCGGGAACAGCACCGCAACUGCUCUACUCAGAGCACAACGAUUGCCCGUCUCGAGGGCGAAUACCAGCGCUUCCGGGAACAGCACCGCAACUGCUCUACUCAGAGCGCAACUACCACCAGCCUUCAGCAAAAACUGCGAGACUUGGGGCCAUCGAAUCGCGAAUGCUCGAAUCAGAGUGAUACUGCCACUAAGCUGAUAGGCCAAGCCCAUGGCCGGCAAAUCAAUGGCAAACGCACCGAGGAAACAGUGUCGAUAAGACGAAGAACAGAUGCCACCCCUCAAUUGAUGGGCGAGGUGGACGUGCACAGAGCUACCACUGUGCCUGAUACAACCAUGGCGAGCGUGUCUCGCAUCGAAGCCAGUCUCAAGAGUGUCUACAUGCUCGCGAGUCUCUGCCUAGCCAAAGGCGCCGAGCGCACUGACAACCCUGUAUCCGCCAAGUAUAAAGCUUUGGAAGAGCUUGUAUUGAAAUGGGGGACUUCCGACAUCCGUGGUGACUACACCGAUGCAACUCGAUCGGCGUCUUUUGUCGACCUAUACCGGGAUCUAGCUGUCGGUUUCGAGAAGCUGGCAAUGUCUCAUAUGACACAGGCACGAGAUCUGCAGAAUAUGGCGUCAAAAGUGGUGCAAUUGCGCGCCGAUGUGUUUGAUCUGAAGGCAGAUCGCGAUGAGUGGAAGAGGCACUGCCUCGCGGUUCUUACCAAGGCUGAAAGUGAACAAAAAGCCGCACACGGGAGAGAGUCGGCACUCAAAGAGCAGCUGAAGGGGAUGGCCGAGUUUAUCGGCGAGCUUCAGCGUCUUCUGGGAGACGACGACAAUCAAAAAUUGUACAAUGGAAAGGCCCGAAAGGGCGUCGAGAACACUGUACUGCAAGAGCUUGCCAAAAUCGGCGACACUGAAGAUCACCCACAUGAGAUCUCGUCACGGGCGUCUUCGUCAACCGACGGCAGCGAAGUCGACGACAGCGCCGGCGAGAAAGGGAGCACCGCUCCUGCCCUCGCAAAGCUCACUGAGGGUGACAACGGAGAUGGCCAAGUUGCGGAUGAGAGGCCUGGUGAUGGCAAAUUUGUUCCUCAGUCGGCCACGACGUCGGACGACAGCCUUUACAGGCCACCGUCACCCCAGAUAAAGGCAUUCGCCGGAAAUGGUGCCAAUGGUGUCGCAAGCUCCAGAGGCAAUAGUCUCGCACAGUCAGUCCGACACACACAUACCAGAGGUCUCGAAGCAAGCAGCUCUGUAUCGGAUCCAACACACGACGACGGGCCUGACCAUACGGCCGAUAGCGGCGUUUUUGACCAUACUUCAGACAUACUAGUCGAGACGCAGGACGAAUAUCCGCAGCGCAAGUCCUCGUACAAUUACCCCGAGCAUGCACCUGAUGGGCUCACGGUCUUAGCCGCACUCGCAUACCAGCACGCAAAGGUCCACGGAUGGAUCCCGAACGAUAUGGACGACGCAUCCUGGCGGGCUACGGCCGUUCCUUUGCUCUGUAGCAUGGAUAGUCAGGUACUCAAUCGAUUGGUGCAUGGGCGCCGCCUGGAGCCAUCCAUAUCCGAUCGACAACAAUCGAAAUGGGCCACGAAUGGCGGAACAGAAGCACCUGUGAUCUAUGCCAGGGCAUUUUGCGACGGGCGAACUGGACGACCGAUCACUGCCGGUGAGCUACGACUUGUCAUUGCCCGACUGCGUAUCUACACGACACUGGAGCCCACGGAUGAUGAGGUUGACCUCAUCACGGGUGUUGAGGAGCAAGCUCCGCGUAAUGAACCAAAGGAUCGACAUAUCCGGUCCGGCCGGAGACAUUUCUUUGGAGAGCAGCGUCUAACCGCCGAUUUGCAUGUUCGAGCAUCCAAGAUUCUCAGCUUCUGCCAAAGGUGCGAGGAGCGAAUGCAGCACAUGGAGGACUCCGAAGAUUUCCGUAUGCUCUUUUACAUCGGCUACACAUUGGUAUUUACCGCACGAAUGGAGCAACACCGCUCCGCUUCCGGUAACACAAGCUGGUUCAUGAACUUGUUCCUGGCAACGUGCAAGGCGGUCCUCAUUUCAAAGAAGGAAAACUGGUCGUUCCAAGACACCGCACUAUGCUUCUGUGUCGAUGAAACAGAAGUCUUCGUUGGGGAAAUCUUGAUGACACUCCUCUCUGGGGCAUGGCUUUGGGAUCCAUCCUCCUGGUAA